AUGACCUCUCCUAGAGUCCACGAAACCCUGUACCCGGGCACGUCUUCUCCUCUGGCGAAGUGGUGGGACGAGUCGCCAGGUGCCACGAUAAGAUCGCUGUCCUUCGACCUGCCUCAACUGCUGAGCGAGAUGGAGGAGUAUGACUUGGACAACGUCAAUCUAAUCGGCGCCGACCCCUUAUGGGACUCCAGCGUCUUUUCAACCGCAGUACUAGAUACGCCGCGGCCGGAUUGCCAGUUGGAACAUCACCAGGCUGCAUCCCCGGUGGCACCAGUGCUUCGCCAACUCAACCCAGAGCGUGUACACCAACGCCGCGAUCAGCAAGGCAUUCCGGGUGACGACAUUACCAAUAGUGGCUCUAAGCGUAGCUACUCUUCUCAGAUGGCUGAUCUAUUCAGAAUCACUUCUCCGCCCGGUAUGGACAGUUCUCAGACUUCACGAGAAGCACCAACACCUCGCGUGGCAAAGCAGGCUUUACGGAGACAAAAUCGCUCGUGCGACCAAUGCCGCUCCGCUAAACGGGCCUGUGACUUGUCGAACGACAGCAGCAUCCCAUCGCAGAAGCCUUCGAGGGCAUGUUCCCUGUGUACAAUACGUGGUGUGGAGUGCACUGCGACCUGGCUUGCAAACAAACAGUCAUCCCUGCGAGGAAAGAAGAGGCCAAGACUGACGGCUCCUAUUUUCGCCGAGGAGGAGUCUUCAGAUCUUGGUCUCAAUGCCAUGGAGGAGCAUCGGGUCGAUAUGGACGUGUCGCCAGCCGCUCCGGAAGCGAAUCUAGCCAAGUUGACAAUCGCGGAAGAGGCAUGCUCCCAGCACUUCAAUCUGUACGUUGAUGUCUUUGACAUCCCAAUCUCGCAUUGUCUGUUCCUGGACAGUAUGCCCCCGGGCUAUUCUCUGGGUGUUGCUGCCCUCUCGCCCAUCAAGGACAGCUCCAGCUUAUCGGGGUAUUUGAGCAAAGCCGACGCCUGGAUCAAGAGCUGCUGGAACCUGAACUUCAACGCCUUUGGGUCAACAGUCCCUGCGCCACAUAUCUUCCACACGGUGAGCGUCUUGGACGCCGUCUUUCAGCGAACCGGCGCACAACCGUACCGCAGCUCCAUGACAUCGCGCGAUGUGGCCAUCACAGAGACGUACAAAUGGGCUGCGAUAGCUCUCGCUGCCCGAUUUGCUCCGGCAAAGUCGGGAGAGAAGAAACCCCUGAACCCAGAAUCCGGUAAAUACCUCGAAUACAGACAUGACGUUGCGCUAGCCGCGUGGGAGAAGGCCAAGGAGAAGGUCUUUGGCAAUAUAGCGGCGACUACGUCGUUUCGCGUGGCGCUGUCACUCCUUCUCUUUGGACUUGUGCCGGUACCUGGCUCAACGAAUCAAGGCCAGGAACUCGAUGAAGAUGCCGAAUAUGCAUUUUGCGAGGGCGUCCGUCGACUUCACACACUUUGUGCCAAAGCCCGGCAGCGAAUUUUGGUCUAUAGUCAAGCGAACGGUUCAAACUCUGUCACUGACAGCCGAGGGUCGCCCAAUGGCAGCCACGAUUUGCCUCACCUCUCCCCUGAAGAUUCUAAGUACAUCCUCGAAUUACUUGGUGCGGUCGAGUGGCUGAUCAACAUUAUCAAUGCUGUGGCAAUUGGUGUAUCACGAGGAAAGACGCAGGCGUUUCCUUCUCAGAUGUCGACGCCAUUAACAAUACAUCGUCCACAUGACAAUGGUGAUACAUCUUCAAGGCCAGGGGAAGACAGAUUGUGGCUUUUUCGGCGGCAUGAUCUGAGUAACUUGAGUCUCAUGCAGACUGAGUCAAAGUCAGAAGCUUUCACAACUAUCUGGUGCAAAGGAGCCCACGACGACGUUUUGUUACAGACCUUGCGCAGGCUCUCUUAUGUCGUCGUGGUCAUCUGGAAGUCGUUGGCGGACUUGACCAUGGCCAUCGAAAGUGCCCACAGGAACAACGUGGGCUAUGAGGAGAACGUUUUUCAACAUUAUGAGACCACCAUUUCCCUGCUUCAGAGAUGGAGAUCCGCGUUCGGCAUACUGGAUUCCGGGAUGAGAGAGUGCUUCGACAAAGCCUCGGAUGAGAUCUGGCGGACCGUGGCUUUCACCUCCAACGACUGCGACCUGGCUAUCCUCCUGUUCUGUGACCUGGUGCAGAGAUUUGAGAUAAGGCUGGCACAGCAACCAUUUACACCGGAGACGGAGAGGCUUCGCGGUGCUCUUCGGUUGACAAGUGAUUUCCGCAAAACACAGCGUCUGAUCAGUGCGGAGCAAGUCUCCUUGGUGGCGUCUACUUGUCGGCAGACCUCGCGGCCUGGGUUUGAAGGGAGUAGCGGCUUGAAAAGCCACAUUCAAGAUAUUGCUGCGCAUCCGAACCCGUCGCUGAUGGUUCACCUUCAUACUCUUGCAGGGAAUGCUUUGAGGGGGGAAGUGCACAGCUCAAUCAGCCAGCUGGAAGGCAAGAGAGUUUCGGAGCUGACGAGAAGCUUCGACAUAUGUCGAGAAACAGUACAAGGGCUGAAAGAGACUCUCGUCACGUUUCCGGAUAUUGCAAGCUCCGAUGACCUGGAAGCUCUGUAG
This is a messenger RNA of Exophiala spinifera, 2562 nucleotides long. RefSeq lists its product as uncharacterized. Bases 1 to 2562 code for a protein of 853 amino acids. NCBI's taxonomy places the organism in Eukaryota, Fungi, Ascomycota, Eurotiomycetes, Chaetothyriales, Herpotrichiellaceae. Gene Ontology annotation, molecular function: zinc ion binding; DNA-binding transcription factor activity, RNA polymerase II-specific. Gene Ontology annotation, biological process: regulation of DNA-templated transcription. The record is from RefSeq and is a predicted model, not a curated record. The transcript is spliced from 2 exons.